This is a messenger RNA of Danaus chrysippus (African queen), 1572 nucleotides long. Lineage: Eukaryota; Metazoa; Arthropoda; Insecta; Lepidoptera; Nymphalidae. The record is from the annotation of a GenBank genome assembly.
AUGGCACAUAUAUCGUAUCCAUUUAAAAAAACAAACAAAGCUGUCUAUCAAAAACCUGCAUCUGUUUUAACUGAGGAUACUCUUUAUUGGAAGAAACUUGGGCUUCCAGUGCUAGUUAAAGAAUUUGGAGCUAUAGACUAUUUGGAUUUCAGCCCAGUAGAACCAUAUUAUUUUGCUGCAACAUGCUCUGUCAGAGUUCAGGUUUAUGACCCUAUUUCAAAAGUAGUGGCAAAGAAUAUAUCAAAAUUUGUUGAGGCGGCCUAUGGAGGUUGUUUCAGGAAUGAUGGUAGGUUACUUGUUGCUGGUAGUGAAGAAUCUGCUGUUAAAUUGUUUGAUGUCCAGUCAAAAAAUGUGUUAAGAGUAUUUACAGGUCACACUGGCCCGGUACAUAGAACAUUCUUCACAAAAGAUCAAGUAAAAGUUCUUAGUUUCUCAGAUGAUAAAUCAGUUUGUUUAUGGGAUAUUGCAACAGAAGAAAAAAUUGCAAGUUUCUCCGAACACACAGACUAUGUAAGAGCAGGUGCUCCAAGUCCAAUUUUACCUGAUAUUAUACUAUCUGGUGGUUAUGACCAUGCUGUAAAAUUAUAUGACUGUCGAUCAAAUGAAACUGUUCUAACAGUCGACCAUGGCAGUCCAGUAGAAUCUACAUUAUUUUUACCAUCAGGAGGAAUAUUUAUUAGUGCCGGUGGCACUGAGAUCAAAGUAUGGGAUAUAUUUAACGGUGGAAAAUUACUUGCGAAUAUUUCACAGCAUCAUAAAACUGUUACUACUUUAAGACUAGCCAGCAAUAAUAGCCGGCUUAUGUCAGCGUCACUUGAUAGACAUGUAAAGAUUUAUGAUCUGGCCACAUUCAAAGUGGUGCAUAAUAUUGAUUUCCCAAAUGCUGUGUUAAGUAUGGCAAUAUCAGAGUGUGAUGAUGUGCUAGCGGUUGGAAUGAUUGAUGGAGUUAUUUCUAUAAGAAAGAGAGAACAACCGGCUUCCUUGUUUGAAGAAAAGAGAGGAUUAUUCAAAUUUGCUCCCGACCACAUAGCAGCGGAAACUGUAGAUGAGGUUGUUACAAAACAAAAGAUUGAAAAAGGACCUGAUUUUGACAAAUUUCUACGAAAAAUGGAAUUUAGCAAAGCUCUAUCAGCUGUAUUGAAAACUUAUGUAGCAACCAAGUUUCCCGAAAAAACCAUUGCUUUGAUGCAAGAAAUGCUGAGAAGGAAAGUCCUACAUAAAGCCAUAAGAGGUAUAAAGGAAAGCGAUGUGGGAGCACUUCUAAAAUUCUUUAAAAAAAAUUUAGGAGAAACAAGAUUCACAAGGACUAUAAUAGAUGCUACUAAUGCUUUCAUUGAUGUUUUUGAAAAUGAAAUCAAACUAUUUUCUGAACAAAAUCUAUUGCUUUACACCUCACUGCUAGAAGAAAUUAAAGAGGAAAUAGAAGUUUGUAAAAGAGUUAGUGAGCUUGAAGGUGCUAUUGGACUUAUUCUAUCUGGUGCUCAAGUUGGUACAAGCCAGGAUAUUAUAGAACUAAAUGACAAUAUGGCUCCAUCGGCUAAAGCUCGGAAAGAUAUUGUGAUAGAUGUAUGA